Messenger RNA from Brachypodium distachyon (stiff brome), 1683 nucleotides. RefSeq lists its product as uncharacterized. The record is from RefSeq and is a predicted model, not a curated record. Lineage: Eukaryota; Viridiplantae; Streptophyta; Magnoliopsida; Poales; Poaceae. The transcript has 4 exons. Bases 121 to 1434 code for a protein of 437 amino acids.
GAAAGGGAUCUCUCGAAAAAAAAGAUAAACACGGCACACGCUUCCUUACCUCUUUCUCUCUCUCUCCCAACCCGACGCAUCUACACCUCCGCCGCCGGCAAGGAAACCCUAAUCGUCACGAUGUUGUCAAACGAGCAGCAAGUCUGGCCCCUCGUUGCACUUCCCAGCGACCGCGACCUCCGCGAUCUGGACAUCUUCAGAUACCCCGAAGACCCAUAUGGUCCCGCGCUCCAGCAUCUCGAAGGUGCUCGCGUGGAGGGGAAGGUGGUGGUGCUGGAGGAGGAGGAGGGGAAGGAGGUGGAGGAGGAGGAGGAUGAUCCAGAGCCGCCUCGCCUUUACUGGGACGACAUCUGCAUAUCCGACAGCGAUGAUGAUCUAGUUAACUUGGAGGACUUGGUCAUUGUUGACUACGAUGAUGAGGAAGGGGUGACAGAUGGCGAGGAGACAAAUUGCCCAGGGAAGAAAUUCCCUAGGGAAAAAGCAAGACAAAUAAACCGAUUAUGGAUAGCUAGUGACUGCAAACAGUAUUCUGAACACAUACAGCUGUGUGAGAUGCUUCGAGCACAGGGAGAUGAGAAUUUUACCCUUCCUCCUUUUCCCAUGAAAGUAUUCCCUGAGGUAACAGGUCGAUGUGUUGAGCGGGGCAACUGCUACCACCGCCGUUACAAAACACAUGAUACUUCCAUCACUAAAUCAACUCUUGCACAUCCCAAACCAGAUCUGAUGCUGCAGGUCUUCUCAUUGCGUAUAUCGAACUCUGCAUCCUAUCCUGUUAGUGUCUAUGGAAUAAUUGCCGUUCGGGAUGACUUGGAGCCGCUACGGAAUUAUCUCUAUAACCGUCCCUGCAGAGAUGAUGCUGUCACCAUUGAUCAGGAUUCCUUUACUUUACCUCUCUGUAGCCCUUGUCGAGGAAUGUAUCUACUGGAUGAUGCAUUACUAGAGGUCGAUCUCUGGGUUAAGGAGGAUGGGGAUGGAUCAGCUGACAAACAAAUACUCUCUGCAUAUGCUGAGAUUGACAACUGCCCAAGUUUUGAUGAAAUGCUCGAUGGACAGAUUCGCAGUGGCCUAUUCAGCUUGGACAUAGGCUUCAUAUUGUUUACAUACUGUGUUGAGGCUGUAAUACAGGUCUUUGCAAAGGUUGAUGUUCCUCAUCAUGUCAGAUUUGCCGCUUUCAGCAGUGGCUUUGAUCAUGAGAUUCUGCUGUUUGAUGACGAAUUCUCUGGGAAUAAGAAACUGUUUCAGCAUGUAGUCGCGGUGAAGGCACAUAAAAAACUGGAUGUUUCAUUGAAGUUGGAGGAAUCACUCUUUUGGUGGACUUUCCAGGAUGGACAUGUUGGGGCUGUUAGGAUUCCUGAUAAAUCGAUGUUAGAGUAUGGCCAGUUUGAUGUGAGAGUUUUCUUUGCUCCAAAACGCUACCCCAAAAUAAUUGUCUGAAACAUGAUUGAAAUAAGUGAAGAUGUCCUUUGCUGUUACCCUUUGUAAGCCCACUUGUGGGAAAACAGCAGAAGUUUGAGGUCAGACUUGUGUAUUCUUCAGGGACGUGGAUACCUUGACGAACUGCACCCUAAUGUGGGAUUAAUGACAUGUGGGUUCCACAGAUGGAGGGCUUACACGUUAGUGGGUACGUUAGAGGAUCCUUCUUCGUUCUCUAGAUAUGUUGAGAUGCAUAAGAAGUUUGAGAUU